AUGGAAAGGGGCAGUCACGAACUUGGUAUUUGUCAAGUGUGGCUAAGAUUCAUAAGAGCGUCUAUCCACUCAUCCAUGACGGGCAGUAUUCUGAGGAGGUUAAGGUCACUAAGAGGAGAUUUUGAUGCCAACAUUUACACUGAUGAAGAAUUGUUAACAACUUCAGCUAUUGCAGCAAAAGAAAAGAUCAGAAUGGUGGGCAUGGAAAUGCGAAUGGGGACAGAGACGACUAGCGCCCAGUUGUACAGAAGUGGAAUAAAGAUAUUAGUUGAACACAUUAUAGCGGAUGAAGAUGGAGGCGUCUGGCUAGAAGGAUCAAUGGAUAAAGACCAAGUAAAUCUGACAUAG
This is a messenger RNA of Enterobius vermicularis (human pinworm), 348 nucleotides long. The record is from the annotation of a GenBank genome assembly. Lineage: Eukaryota; Metazoa; Nematoda; Chromadorea; Rhabditida; Oxyuridae.